Molecule: messenger RNA, 1625 nt
Organism: Asparagus officinalis (garden asparagus)
Lineage: Eukaryota; Viridiplantae; Streptophyta; Magnoliopsida; Asparagales; Asparagaceae
Product: F-box/LRR-repeat MAX2 homolog
Biological process (GO): SCF-dependent proteasomal ubiquitin-dependent protein catabolic process
Cellular component (GO): SCF ubiquitin ligase complex
Source: RefSeq, a predicted model, not a curated record
AUGGGGCCCACCAAAUGUGCGGUUCCUCUGGAACUGGCAAUUCGUAUCACGCUAAAACCGAUAACAACUAGAAGACCUCCGCCCAUCUUCACCCGGGGCUCCAAUCGAUUCGGUCGGGAGAUCGUUGGGCGGUGUCCAGCGUGGCUUGUCGCGAACUGUGGUCGUUUGAGAGCGCCUUGCGUGUUCAACCCGAUGCACUUCAAUUUCGUCGGCGACGAUGCUUUGCUUGCUUUGGCUGACAAAUGCCCUCGGCUCUCCACGCUGCAUCUCGUUGAUCCUGCGGCGGACCAGGUUCAGGAUUCGGAUCCUGGGCAGGAUUCUGGAAUCAGCGCCGCGGCGCUGCGGAGUUGCUUUAUGUCGCUGCCGUGGCUUGAAGAUCUCACGCUGGAUUUGUGUGAGAGCGUUGCGGAUGCUGGGCCGGCGCUGGAGGUUCUCGGCAAUAGAUGCCCCAGGAUCAAAACCCUGAAGCUGGGUAGAUUUCAGGGUAUUUGUAGAGCUGCUGGAUUGCAUCUCGAUGGGGUUUCAGUCUGUGGAGGGCUUCAGUCUUUAAGCAUCAAGAAUUCCGGGGAUCUCACUGAUGCCGGACUCUACACCAUCGCUCGAGGAUGCCGCAGGCUGUCGAGGUUUGAGAUUCAUGGUUGCGGUAACGUGACAGAGAUAGGGAUUGCGAAAGAUGGCCGGCGUGCCUCGCGCUCGACUAUCGUUGAUGUGAAGAUCUUCCGGUGCCCGGGGCCUAGCAGCAGGUCGAUGGAGAAGAGAGAUGAGCUCACUGUUGAUGAUUCGAUGAUGCUGAAUUCUGUGAAGUUGAUUGCAGCAACGGUGGUUUCUGGUCCCCCGUCGUGGGAAAGGCUGCGGUACCUAUCGCUCUGGCCCGCAGGCGAAGUCCUUAGUCCUGCCAAACGCUGAGCGUCCGACUUCUGCCCUGAACUCGAAGAGAUCAGCAUCAAAAUUGAAGGAGAUUGUCGAACUUGUCCUCGACCAUCGCAGCCAUUUUUUGGGUUAACAUGCCUAUCGAUUUAUGACAAGCUUUCGAAAAUGAAGCUCGACUGUGGUGACGCAAUUGGGUACGCGUUCACCGCGCCAAUGGGCCACAUGGAUCUGAGCUCAUGGGAGAGAUUCUAUCUCAACGGGAUCGGGAGUUUGGAAAGCCUAUACGAGCUCGAUUACUGGCCGCCGCAGGAUCGGGAAGUGAACCAGAGGAGUCUGUCGCUUCCAGCAGCCGGACUGAUCCAGGGGUGCGCUGGGUUGCGGAAGCUGUUCGUUCAUGGGACGGCGCAUGAGCACUUCAUGAAGUUUUUCCUCAAGAUUCCGGGGCUUAGAGAUGUGCAGUUGAGGGAGGAUUACUAUCCCGCGCCGGAGGAUGAUAUGAGCACGGAGAUGAGGGUGGAUUCUUGUAGUAGGUUUGAGGAUGCAUUGCAUGGGAGGGGGAUUCCUGAUUAGCGAAGGGGAGAGAGGUGAACACUUUGCCGGCGGAGUUUGAUUGUACGUUGGUUCUUUUGUUGUCGGUCGUGUAUGCGGAUAAGUAUAUAUAUGUAACUGUGAGGGGAUGAAGAUCAGUGAGUUUGUAGUAAUAAGAUGAAUCUUGUCCUCAUUGAAUCCUUGGAGAAAUAGAAUGUUCGCCGAAA